CAACACACAGCAACCAGCUUGUGUCCCUGCUUCUGGCACCUCUGAGCUCACCACACACAGACACACUGCAUCUCCAGUCCCACCAAUUCCCCCGGCCAUUGCUCCCAUACCCUCAGGCGGUUUCCACUCAACAUCUGGCUACUGCAAUCCACUCCCCUAUCUCCCAAUGAAGACUGAUUUGGUGGGGAUGUCAGGCCCAAAAGAAGAGGCCAGCAAGAAGGAGAUUUGUGGCAUAGAGUCAUUGAACAGCCAAGGCAGCCUGGACUCCAACAGGGAGCAUGACAGAGCUUCUUUCACCCUGACCCUCACCCUCUACAAUGUGAGGAAGACUGAGCUCUCUAAGGCAACUGAAGUCUUUGAGAUGUUUGAAACUCAAAUCCAUCACUUUGAAACCCGUGGAGCCAAAAAGCCCAAGAACUCUGUGGAUGAUCUUGACAUUUUUGUUGAAUGUGAAGUUCACAGUCCUGAUGUUGGUAUCCUUAUCACCUCCUUAAAGAGAGUAGCAAAGGAUGUGAAAACCAGCAGAGAAGACAAAGUACCCUGGUUCCCCAGAAAAAUCCAAGAUCUGGACAAGUGUCACCAUCUCAUCACUAAAUAUGAUCCCAGUUUGGACCAUGGUCACCCUGGAUACUCUGACCUGGAGUACAACAAACGGAGAGCAUUCUUUGCUGACCUGGCCGUUAACUACAGAGCAGGAGACGCUUUACCUCACAUUGAGUACACGGCACAGGAAACAGCAACCUGGAGAGAAGUCUACAGGAAGCUGAGGAGCCUUUACCCUACCCAUGCCUGUACACAGUUCCUGGAUGCCUUCCAGCAGCUCGAGCAGCACUGUGGCUACCGAGAGGAUAACAUUCCUCAGCUCCAGGAUGUUUCCAGAUUUUUAAAAGAGAGAACAGGUUUCCAACUGAGACCAGCUGCAGGACAGCUGUCUGCUCGGGACUUCCUUGGCAGCCUGGCAUUUCGUGUUUUUCCAUGCACACAGUAUAUAAGGCAUUUCUCUUCUCCUAUGCAUUCCCCAGAACCAGACUGCUGCCAUGAGUUGUUGGGUCAUGUUCCCAUGCUGGCUGACAAGGAGUUUGCCCAGUUCUCACAGGAUAUUGGACUGGCUUCUCUUGGAUCAUCUGAAGAGGAGAUUGAGAAACUGGCCACACUUUACUGGUUCACUGUGGAGUUUGGCCUCUGCAAGCAAAAUGGAUUGAUCAAAGCUUAUGGGGCAGGACUGCUUUCAUCUUAUGGGGAGCUGAUGUACGCUUUGUCAAACAAGCCAGAGCACAAGCCUUUUGAUCCAGAAGUGACUGCAGUUCACCCCUAUCAGGAUCAAGCCUUCCAGCCUGUCUAUUUCAUAGCAGAAAAUCUGGAAGAUGCCAAGGUCAAGCUUCAGAACUACACAACGAAGAUCAAGAAGCCUUUUGCUUUGCGCUAUGACCCCUUCACCAGCAGCAUAGAGGUUUUGAAUACACCACACAAAGUCAAGAGGGCACUCCACCAGAUAAAUGAGGAACUGAAAAACUUCUGCUUUGCCCUUGAAAACCUCUCUUAAAACCACAGCAGUACAUCUCACCUGUCACUGAGAUAUUGUAGAUGGUGCUAGCGCUUGAAGGCUUAGAAAUGAAGUUGUGCUUGCAGGCAGAAAUCCUAAAUGCACAAACCACCUCAGUUCAGGUAAUCUUUUCACUGUAAUUUAAGCUGCUAACUUGGAUGAAAUAAUGAGCUUCUGCUUAGAAUGUUUCAAUGACAAACAAGACUUACUCCAAGUUUUGGUAGGUGAUAGGAGCUACAUCUCUUUGUAACACACUUAUGAGACUCUUACAGGUUUUUUUUCCUUCCCUUGACACCUUUUCAUGUUGUCUGUCACAAAAUAGCGUGGUAACUUUUCAUCUACACAGUGUUGCACUUGCUGUCUCAAUGGCAUGACAACAAUUUGUUAGAGGAGCGCUUCUGCUCACUAUUUUUAGGUACUCAUUCAGUAGCGUUGGAAUACGACAAAAUGAUUUCUUGUCACAUUUAAGAUCACAGAAUAUUUGUACCUUCAUUGAAAGAAAAGGCAGAAAAUAAAAGGUCCAAGGUACUCUGGCUCUGCCACAGAUGCAUAAUUUGAAUGGGAAAUUAAACUUCCAGGAAGGAAAUUCUUGUGUAAGGAAAUACUUAUAAAAAGCCCUUUAGCAAAUACCCUUCCAUUGCUUUUUUUCAUGGAAUUCAGAUUCCCCUGGAUACUCUUAGAAAUCUUUGCCUCUUAUUGAUGUCAUGAUGAUUAUAAUAGUGAUCAAAAGGCCAAAUCUAUGGAACACCUGGUGGAAAAGCUAAGAUCAACCACACUAGCAGCUGUAUAGCCUUUCUAUGGGAAAAAUAUCUGGUAUGUUCUGCAAGUCGUCUCACUUUCCAACUCCUGAGAUGUGCCUGAAAUUUAUGUAUGUUCCACAGGUCAUGUUUCCAGUCUUAUUUUUGCCUGUUCCAGACUUUCAUGCAGUUUGUGUCCCCUUCCUUCCUCUACAGUGCACAAAUAGAGGGAAGUUCAGGAAAAGAGAAGGAUGCUCCAGAGCAGAAGGGUUCCCUCUCCUCUUUGCAGCAGUGCAAGCAGAUGGGGUUGAUGCAGGUUACAGGCAUGGCAUAAGAAGGGAAAAUGUGGAUCUCAUGGCUCAAGCUGGGUGAUAGUUAUCUACAAAUGUAAGGGUAGAUUUAUCCUGUGCCACUUAGAAGCUCUACUUAUAUAUUCAAAAUUGUAUUUAGCACAUGGCUGCCUUGUCCACUGCUACCCACCACCUGCUAGUGGAUCCUGUAGGAUCUGAGCUCUGAGGAAAAUGUGAGGUGGUUUGGCUCCUGAUGGAAAAUGAGUUAUUGAGAAAUUAACUACCAUGUCUGCCUGAACUCCUCACUGUGGGAUAGUAACAUGUACACAGACAGUCACCACAGAGCAACCCAGAGGCUGUUACUUCAUACAGACUUUAUCUCACUGUGAUUUUUCCACUUGUCAGGCUCUAUAGAAAUUGUCUAAUUGAAAGUUAAUAGAAUGAUGGUUCUUACAGCUUCAUGUCUACAGCACUUCUGAAAAUUUUUCCAUGAGCAGCAAUAUUCAGGAUCUGUGGAUCUCCUGCAAUUGUUCCAUUUUAUUAAAAUGUGGUGAUGCCUGAAAAAUUUGGAAGCAUCUUGGCAAAAAUGCAUAUGACAUCCCCUUCCUCUUAACAGCAGGAACAUCCCAAGCUCGUUUUUUAUUUUAAUUUUUUAAAAAAUUCUACUCCAGGAGACCACUUGCAUAUCAUAAACCCCGUUUUGCUAGAAAUUCAGCCAGGGACAGAGCUGAAGUGAGUUCCUUUGCAUCCAGUACAUUUCUGCUGUGAUGGAAGAUGAUGUCUCAGCAUGCUUUUAUGGGUUUAGUUCCACUUAUCCUGCUCAUAAACACACACACACACACACACACACACACACACACACACACACACACACUCUCACCAUUCCUCCUCAGAGCAAUUUGUUUUCUUACAUAUUGUAAUAAUUUAUCUGUCUGCUUCUUGCCAAUUGGUGCAUAGGCAAAAAUAUUUGAUAGCUCACAACAUAUUGUUUUCAGAAGUAUUAUUUUCAUCAAUCAGUUCUUUUUCAGUGAAAAUUGAAUCAUGUGCUCAAAUUUUGUGUGUUUUCCUUUUCUUUCUUUUUAAGUAGAAGAUAAUGCCAGAGCGGAAGAGCUAUCAAAAUAUUUUCUAUAGACAGACUCUCUGGGCCAUAGGGUCUUUUUCAUGUAUUCCCUCAGAAACGGUUCAAUGUGGAAUUUAGACUUGAGUUUGGCUAUUACUCAGAACAGACCUAUAUUUGGAAGAAAUGAGAGACCUGAUGGAUUUGUUUUGCCCAAGGCCUCACACUUUCUUUGGAGGGACUCCAGGCCCGCCCACACACCCUUGUCUUUUCCAGGUCCUGUAGCAAGGAGAGAAAAAGAAACCAUUUUGGAGCCAGAUACUCCUACCCUUACACAUGCUGAGUAGUACCCAGCCUCUCAAGCAAUCCCAGCGACAGCACUGAGCCUUUUUAAGGUGCUGCAGACAGGCAAUAAGAGCAAGAUUAUCAAAAUCACUGUGGGUGUACUUGCUUUUUCCUUGCCUUAGUGAUAGUCAGCUGGCAUACAGGGCUAGGGUAGGCUGCAGUGAAACUUGGUGAAGCUGCAAAAGUAAUGGAUUUUGCUACCUGAACUUCUAAGAUGCAUAAAUAUUUUUCUAAAGGAGGUAAAUCUUUCCCUGCUUACUCAGGCAGAACCUACACCAGGCUAGCCAUGCUUGACACUCCCCUCCAAGAAAGUCCAAAUUCUUUUCUUUUGAUUUGGUGUAGUGACAAAACAAAAGCCUUCAGGGUUAUAUCCUUAUGAGUUACACUGGUCAUUCUGCUCUUCCAGUAUUCGUUCUUUCAUUUCCUCACAGAAGCCAACAAGUACCUCAUCCUCCUGUCAGUCUAAGGCAGCAGUGAUGGGAAAGGCAGCAAUGGGGCCUCCUGAUGAAAAUAAUGGCACAGAGGGAAAAGCACCAACCAGUAAAAAUAUGUCUUUUUGUCAGUUUGCGUUUCAGCAGUUUCAUAUUAAUCUUGCACAAAAAGGUUCCAAAGCCAAGUAAAACACAUCUUGUGACUUGAAAAUGAACUGAUGAACUCCCCAUGGGCCCUUUGCUUAUCCCGAUAAACUUAUUUUUCCUAGAUGGAGUGCAUUUAGAACAAAAUAGUGUAUGUUAUUAAAUCUGUACUGUGCUGUUCGGUUAUACAUGGGAGAGUUAGUAAAUUCAGUUUGUGGGUU
Catharus ustulatus (Swainson's thrush) is the source of this 4768-nucleotide messenger RNA. Its product is annotated as tyrosine 3-monooxygenase-like. Gene Ontology annotation, cellular component: axon; perikaryon; cytoplasm. The record is from RefSeq and is a predicted model, not a curated record. The transcript is spliced from 12 exons. Gene Ontology annotation, biological process: dopamine biosynthetic process from tyrosine. Lineage: Eukaryota; Metazoa; Chordata; Aves; Passeriformes; Turdidae. Gene Ontology annotation, molecular function: tyrosine 3-monooxygenase activity; iron ion binding. Bases 167 to 1543 code for a protein of 458 amino acids.